AUGCUUGGAUUUGCGGUCCUCGCCGUAUCUUCUGUCUUUUUUCCCUUCUACUUUGUUCUUGUCCCCAUUUUGGAAUACUUCCGGGAUCCAAAAAGGCUCCGGAAGUAUCCCAAACUAUCUUUCUGGUCUGGAAUAUCAGAUCUCCCCUUCAUCUUCGAAGCACACAAGGGCUUUCGCUCCAACACACUUUUGCAAGCCCAUAAAAGGACCCCCGUAGUCCGGAUAGGGCCAAAUUCGCUCUCUUUUAGCAGUCCGGCCGCCAUCAAAGACAUUUACGGCCACAAUACCCCGUGCUCCAAAGAUGUCUUUUACAGCGAGCUCGCGGGAACUCACUAUCAUCUGGCUGAUGUGGUCGAUAAAGCUGAACACGCACGCAAGAGAAAGAUGCUCUCCAGUGCCUACGCAAUCAAGAAUCUAGAAGGGUGGGAGCACAAAGUAGCCGACAUGACCAACAGACUGGUAAAAGCGUUCGACGCCCGAUGUACUGGACCUCUGCCCCAAGGUGUCUGCCCACCCGAACAAGACCUGACCGUGGACUACCGCAUGUGGACCAACUUGUUUACGGUGGCAGCAAUCGCCAACAUUGGUCUCAGCGAGGACCUUGGCUUCCUCGACCGGGGCGACGACCUGAUUGCUUCCGAGGCUGCGGAUGGCACCAUUAAAGAGGUUCAUUUCAGGGAAUGCCUCCAUGCCACCGCCUGGGCUCAAUCAAAUCUUGUCUGGUCGUACCCUUGGUACAAGACACUGGUCAAGAUCAGCAAGUUUCUUUCUCCGACCUACCGGGAGAAGUGGCGACUUAAUGUAGAUUGGGACGGCAUCGUCAGAAACCGGGCGACCAAGCGCCUCGCACGGUACCAGGGAGGCGAGAAGUUGGAUGACUUCUUUACCGCUAUUAUGCAGGACAAGACUGGCAUUCCGAACAAUCUUGAAUGGGGCGAGAUCGUGGCCGAGGUCAGCAUCAUGAUGAACGCGGGCUCCGACACCACUGCGAUUGCCAUGAACAACGCCCUCUUCCUCUUGCUGAAGAACCCUCCCUGCCUGGAAAAGCUACGAGAGGAAUUGGACACGGUGUUGGACGAGGACGAAGUUGUGGCCCCCUACGACAAAGUCCGUCAUCUGCCAUACCUCCGGGCCUGUCUGGACGAAAGCAUGCGUCUCCUCCCACCCACCACCUUUGGGCUCCCUCGUCGUACGCCGCCCGAAGGUGCUCCCAUUGCCGGAGAAUAUGUCGCCGGCAACACCAGUGUUUCGAUGUCGUCAUAUGUGGUCCAUCGCGACGAAAGUAUCUUCCCUGAUGCUGGAACCUACAAACCUGAACGGUGGCUAGGCGAUGCGGGAAAAGAGCUACAGCCAUAUUUCAUCGCCUUCUCUGCAGGCGCGCGUGGCUGCAUCGGUCGCAACAUUAGUUACUUGGAGCAGACGGUGGUUCUGGCCACCUUGGUGCAUCGGUUUGAGUUUGCCCUUCCGUCGCCCCAAUGGGAACCGACAAGGAGGGAAAACUUUAAUCUAUCCCCCAGUCCCAUGCCCUUGAAGGUUUGGAAAAGGAAGCAGAAGGAGAUAUGUUAG
Messenger RNA from Rhinocladiella mackenziei CBS 650.93, 1566 nucleotides. RefSeq lists its product as uncharacterized. The record is from RefSeq and is a predicted model, not a curated record. Lineage: Eukaryota; Fungi; Ascomycota; Eurotiomycetes; Chaetothyriales; Herpotrichiellaceae. The transcript has a single exon. Gene Ontology annotation, molecular function: oxidoreductase activity, acting on paired donors, with incorporation or reduction of molecular oxygen; iron ion binding; heme binding. Bases 1 to 1566 code for a protein of 521 amino acids.